GUUUCUGGACUCUACCUUGUUCCAUGAUGAACAUGGACGAUGUUGUGAUCCAUAUUCAAGGAAUGCUGGAGAAAGCAAAGCCACCCAUAUCCGAAGAGUGUUGCAUCUAUAAAGUACCUUUACUUAUUCGCCAAAUCAACCAAGAAGCUUACACCCCAAAGAUUGUUUCCAUAGGCCCUUAUCACCAUAACAACUCUCAUCUUCAGAACAUGGAAAACCACAAACUAACCUAUUGCAAGUCAUUUCUUGAACGAACUAACACAAGCAUGGAAAGUUGGAUCCAUUAUAUAGCAGGUAAAGAGCUCCAUAUCCGUCAAUGUUACUUAGACGUACUUGAGUUUAGCUCGAAAGAACUUGUAGAGAUGAUAUGUGUGGAUUCAGGAUUUAUACUGGAACUCUUUUGGAUAACUCACUAUAAGAUAUAUGACAAGUAUCUUUCAACACCAUGGUUUCGACUUAUGAUAUUAUAUGAUCUGGUGUUGCUUGAGAACCAACUUCCUUUUUUCGUUCUUCACCAUCUCUUCUGUCUAUCUAUUGCCGAUGGUAACAGUGACAUUCCUUCAUUCAUCCGGCUCACAUUUAAAUACUUUGACUUAUUCAAUAGGUUAGAUUUGAAACCUAAUCUUAUCACAACAUGUCAUCACUUCACAGAUUUGUUACGACAUUUUCACUUAUGUGGAAGAAAACAAACUACAAGGACUGGCCAAUGGCCGCAUAUUCCUAGUGUUACUAAGUUGUCAGAAGCAGGAAUAAGGUUUGGAAAGCACGAAAGUAAGUGCUAUCUAAACUUGAGUUUUUCAAGAAAGGUUCUUAAAAUACCAAGAUUCACGGUGGAUGAUGGUACUGAAAUUUUGUUUCGCAACAUGGUGGCUUUGGAGCAGUUUCACUAUCCUAACGAUGCCUACAUAACAGAGUAUGCUCUUGUUCUGCAAUACCUAGUAAACACGGGUAAGGAUGUGGAUAUACUCGUUAAAGCGGGAAUUUUGAAGAACUUUUUAGGGGACAGUGAUUCUGCGGCCGAGAGGACUAAACGUCUUUGCAGAAAUAUCCUUCUCAAAGAUUUUAGUUCUGAUUACGUUUCUUUAUGGCAAGACUUGGACGCUUCGUAUAAAAGUCGUCGUCUUAAGUUGAAGUCAACUCUUAGGCGUGAUUACUGUAAAAGUCCUUGGCAAACCGCUGCUACCAUUGCUGCAAUCGUUGUUCUUAUCCUCUCUUUUGUUCAAACAAUUUGCUCAAUUUGGCAGAUAAAACAAUCUUAGAAUGUCUUACAUCUUCGAAGACAUUGUCAAUCAUUGAUCUUCUUCCUUGUUUAUAUGUUUUUUCUUAUU
Molecule: messenger RNA, 1328 nt
Organism: Vigna unguiculata (cowpea)
Lineage: Eukaryota; Viridiplantae; Streptophyta; Magnoliopsida; Fabales; Fabaceae
Product: UPF0481 protein At3g47200-like
Source: RefSeq, a predicted model, not a curated record